UCAUCUCUGAAUUGUCUUACGAUGGGUCAAAAAUUGAUAAUCUGCUUGAGUUGUCUUCAAUUCUUGCUCAUAUUUUGCAUACCUGUGGUAAUUCCAUCUAGGAUUUUGUUUCUCCUCCCGCUGUCCGCGAGCUCGGAGUGCGCAUCCAUCCACAACCUUGCGGAAGAAUUACUCUACAAAGGACACACAAUUACGUGGGUGGCUUCCGUAGCGACAGAAACUCAGCAUGAAAAUUAUACAGAAAUUAUACCAAUUCCACCACCAGAAUUUCAUGAUUACUUGGGAAGUGAAAACGACAGUAUUCUCACUCAUCGUCUCAGAUUUAAGCAACUUAUCCCAAUUUUACUCGGUUGGAAACUUGACGCCACUAGUGCCCGAUGUCACGCAGUGUAUAAUCAUCAGCGCUUCCGUGAUCUAGUGUUGAAACCAGCACACAAAUUUGAUCUAAUUGUCAUUAACGGAAAUUUGCACCAUUGUCUCCUCGGUUUAGUGGUGGACACUCCGUACAUUGUCUUUCACAGCAUACCUUUCACAGGGAACGAGUUUCGUUUCUGGGGAAUCAGAAUGCCGCCAUCAUUCGUCCCAUUGUCCAUCUUAGAACUUGGAAAUCGCAUGACAUUUCCCCAACGUCUCCUCAAUCAUUUGACCGUCUGGGGGAUGUCUUUGACAUAUGAUGUAAUUAUUGGUAGUAGAGCUGAAGCCGUAUAUCGCUCCCACCUUGGAGAACAUCUCCCUCCAAUAUCCGACAUUGAGGGAAAUGUGUCCCUCAUUUUCUCCAAUAGCCACCCAGUCCUCUCCUUUCCUAGACCGCUUACUCCUGACAUGAUUGAGGUUGGGUGUCUCCAAUGCAGGAAAGCUUAUCCGCUCCCACCUGGAGAAUUGAAAAAAUGGGUGGAUGAGUCCGAUUUUGGGAUAGUUUACUUCAGCAUGGGCACCAUGUACCGCCUACAAACAUUUCCACCCCAACAUCUCUCUGCCAUACUCAACGUGUUGGGGGGUUUGAAAGAAAGAGUCGUUUUUGUCGGGGAUGUAGAAGAGAUCACGACUCGUGCGAAUAUGUCCAUUCCAACAAAUAUUCUGGUACAAUCAUUCGUACCACAGCAGGAUCUUCUUGGCCAUUCCAAGAUGAAAUUGUUCAUUUCGCACGUGGGGACUCAGUCGCACUUGGAAGCAGGAUAUCAUGGCGUCCCGCUCGUUGUGAUGCCAAUUUAUGGAGAUCAAGCAUUAGCAGCGGUACAUGUGCAGCAAGUUGGAACUGGAAUUCUGAUUGAAAUAUUGGAACUGACAGAGGCAACUUUUGGUGACGCUGUUAAUAAAGUGUUGCACGAUCAAAAAUACCGCCAAAAGGCCGAAUACAUUUCCAAAAUGGUUCGGGACCAGCCUCAGACAUCUCUGGAGAGAGCCACAUUUUGGACCGAGUACGUUUUGAGGCACGGCGGAGCGCAGGAACUGAGGUCAUCCGCAAGAGACCUAAAUGGCUUCCAGUACUACGGCCUAGACGUUGUUAUAUUUCUUGUUAGCUUUAUUUUGUCAGUCACCCUAAUAGCAUUAAAGGUUAGCAGGAUUAAGUCACUAGGACACGGUAACAGUGGCAAAGCACUGCUAACAAUCUGUCUUAUUUAUAUGUCAAUAGUUUGGUUAACUUAAUUUUGUACUAAUAAUUGUACAUAUUAAAUUUAAAAUUGAUCUAAAAUGACAAUUAUUUCCAUAAGUGUCAUACAUACGCAGGUUGGGUUCCUUUUUCUCCAGAAUUUUAGCAUAAUUGAGUUAUGUCUGCUGAAAAAAGAAAUAAAUAACCCUAAAAAUAUACGUACAUAUUAUUAUAUUUCACUACUAGAGAUUUUAGACUUUACACUUUUGGUAGGAUGUUUUUGGGGUUCGAUGGGGUUUUCACGAAGAAAUUAGAAAAAACACGCAUUCCUGAAUGGUUCACAAAACUUAUUUUACUUCCUGAAUUUAAUUUUUAUUAUUUUAAUAGUGAGGAAUAUUUACGACUCUCAUAUUGAUAAUUUACAUUCAAGUAAAUAAAUUCUGGCAAUCAAUUGAGAUAACCUGGAUAUUAUGUAUAAUGAAUCUGUAUGUAUAAAAUAAUGUCCCGUCAAUAAUUUAUGUGAUAAUGUUAUAUUAAGAGCUAUCUAGUUAAACUUGUGACUGAAUAUGUGAUCCUUUUACUAACUUAAGUAAGGUUAAUUCCUGAACACAAAGACUCAACAACUCGGCUGCAUCUUCAUCGCUCGGAAUAUACGCAGUGUCAGCACCCACAGUGAUAGACAAUUUAUUAAAGCUUGUUAAUACUCCAAAUACAAUUCCUGUAUUAAAAAACGUAUCAAUUAUGAAUUUAAUAAAACUGAGAGUUUCAUUUAUUAUCUAAA
Molecule: messenger RNA, 2372 nt
Organism: Folsomia candida
Lineage: Eukaryota; Metazoa; Arthropoda; Collembola; Entomobryomorpha; Isotomidae
Product: UDP-glucuronosyltransferase 2B23
Exons: 5
Coding region: 22-1647 (541 amino acids)
Molecular function (GO): UDP-glycosyltransferase activity
Source: RefSeq, a predicted model, not a curated record